GGGGGGAAGGGGGGAAUCGGGGAAUCAGCAUAUAAAAACCACAAGCACAAUACCACUUAAUGAGACAAGGAUAAAUUUUAAUAACAAUUUCAGCUGCAUGGAUUGUAACUGUUAGAAAAAAAACCACCCAAACUCAAAAAGAUGAGAUGGAAGUAAAAUUUUAGAUUCACAUCUUAAAUUGAGUGUCCAAAAUGCAACAGAUUAACUGCUUAUCGCUCCCUGUGACACAGAUUGCAUGUCUCAGGUGUAAGCCAGCACCAAAGGCGUGAAGUUCAGCAGUAUUAAACUGGACACAGAAACCUUUCUGCAGAUUCCAAUGGGCCUUGAAUCAGACUGGAUACUUUUAAAUUAAGAACUGCAUCGUUGCUGGGUUAAGUAUUGGGGUCCAAGUAACUAAGUUAAUUCUUCUCCAGUUUCAGAGAUAGCACAGAGGAGAAUCCCACACGAAUGCCAACACAGUGCAACCCAAGUGCAACACAGAAGAGGAAAAAACAGGCCACAAAGCCUACCGGGUAUCUGCCAGAAACACACUGGUUUUCCUAAAUAGCCUACUUAAUUAAAUUAAAAAUUAUAACACUUUCACUACCUUCCAUGAGACUAAGACAAAGCAUCUACUAUUAAGCAACUUGAGUUCAAAUGUCCACCUACUCUCCUUACUGUGUAUUUAGUUCGCAGAGCUGAAAUGCAAGGGAAAUGUACAGGGGAAAAUACGCCAAGGAGACUGGUUAAAUACACUCUACAAACUUUUGCCAUGCACUCACAUAACAGAACUCAGAGAGCCAUUAAAAACACAUCCUUUGUAGGGAGCGCAUCACAGGUACUCAAGGCGGGUCCUGAAGAUGCAGUUCUCAUCAGCUACUUUAUUCAAAAUACUGCAACAGCAGCAAGCAGUCUAACAGCUUUCAGCUCCACUAAAAUUAAAAAUAAGUUGUUGGGUUUUAGGUUGUUUUUUCUAGGACUAAACUAGGUAGUUUUCCAGUGCAGCUUAACUUGGAUAAAUCAAUUAAUAUUCAUGAGCUAUAUAAAGCAAACAGUCUCAAACUGUGUCUAUCAAGACUUCCAUUAACUUUCAGCAGCAGACGGCAGAGUGAGACUCACAUAAAACGGGUCUAGUCCGUGAUCAAUUUAGAUCCUGUAAAAAUAACAAUAGCCUGGAAGGACUGCAAUUAAUCUACAAACAGACAAGAUACAAGACUCCUCCUCCCCCUAUCACCACACCUGCUGUCAAGACACUAAAUUAAGAGUUUGGUAGAACAUCUUAUUUAAUGACUGUGGAAACAUCACCCCAGCCACAGCCAGUCCCCUAAAAGCUUGCUUAGUGAACUACCUUGAAAAAGGUAAUAAUAAUAGGGACCUAACUCAAACUGUUGACACUGUAGCAUAUGCUGUUCCUAACAAACAACAUAUUAGGAUAGCAGGCACAAGCCCCCGGGGCAGGGGGUGUAAAGUAACCCUCCUUGAACUAUUGCUGGCCACGCAUCUUCCCACAAGGUUUUUGACAACAAUGCAGUUUCUCUCUGAAAACGGUUUUGUCCACACCACUGCUCCAGUUAGUAGAAGUCAUCUUACAACAAGGUGCAGAUCUGGCCAUGCCCGGACCAAUUCUCUGACUCCAAGAAAGCAGCUCAAGCCCAGUGCAGGGCUCACCCAUCCAUUUCUUUAGGGACUUGCCGGUCUCUUGCAGCAGACUGCCUCCCUUCUCCACACUAACGACCCAGAGUUAGUAACUUCUGCAAGACCAACAAUUUUUUCACGUAUCGGGGUGUCCAUUGGUGCAUUUAUUUAUGCAGUUUUAUAAGCCCCCAUGAAUUCUUACAGUGCCUUAGAUUUGGACAAAACGAGGCCUUGCCACAGCCGCCUUCCCUCUACGCUCCCCCACGACUGGAUCUGCCGUUGUGCAAAGCUGCAGAUGGGAUUUUUAUGGAAGGCAGCUACACCUCCCCCUUACAAACCCGAGCUCAGAUAGCCCGUCCACCUGAACAGACAAAAAAGCAAACCCAGCCUUUCCACUUUUGUACCCUGAAUCUCUCCUUUUGACAAGUGAACUUAUCACCUCUCAUCAAACAGCUCCGCCGCAGCACAGCCAGGAUGGUUCUACAAAGACCCUCCGAAGCCCCACGCCAGCAGGGCCGGCCCUGCCACCUCCCCGUGCCACGGCACCGAAUUCAGCCCUGACAGUGACACCCGGGGCCAAGCCGGGGGGAUGCGGACGAGGCCACCGCUCACAAAGUUCGUGCCCGAGAGCCUAGGCCGCUCCCACACACAGUCCUCUGCUCCCCCGUCACCGGGGCCCUGGCGGCUCCGCGGGAACGGGGGCGCACCUGCAGGCACCCCGCAUCCGCCACCCCCCGCCUCGCCUGGCCGCCCAGCGCCGCUGGCAGGAGCCACCCGGUGCCCCCCAGCGUCGAGGCCGGGCGCCCCCGGCGGCACCGGGCGCGCUGGCAGCGGGCAGCCCCCGCCGCCGCGGUGAGGCCGGCAGGGCGCCUGGAAGGCUGCGGCGAGCGCAGCGCCGCCCCGGCCCGGCCCCGCACGCUGCCGCGGCCCCGAGCGAGGCCCGCCGGGGCGCCGGCAGGGGCCCGGCCCGUUAUUCCGCAGCCCGGCCAGCGGAGGGGGCGCUGGCAGCGAACGGCGUGGCCGCCCCCGCCCGGCGGCGAGCGGCGCCAGGGGAAGGGGGGGGCUGCACCGGCCCCCACCCCCCGGGAGUUUUAAAGGGGCAGCGCGCCCGCCGCGGGACCCGCGCCCCGCUCCGCCGGGGGCGGCGGCCCUCGGCCCCGGGGGUGCCCGGCAGGAGGGCGGCGGCGGGGCCGGUCCCGCCGGUGCGGCCCGCGCUGCGCGCGGCGGGCGGGGAAGGGAGGGGCGGGCGGGGGCUGGGUGGCUCCUGCUGCUGCUGCUGCCGCCACAGCGCUCGCCGCCUCCCCUCCCCCCCGGCGGGGGCUCCUCGCUGCAGCCUCUGUGCUCCGCUCUCGGUCAUGUGACCCUAACGUAACCGGACAGGAAAAGCCGCCGCCGCCGCCGCCGCGCUGACUCCGUUGUUGCUGCUGCUGCUGGGCGCGGAGACGGCGGCGGCCCGCCCGGCACCGAGCGCCUCGGCGGCCCGCGCCCCCCAGAGUGUAAAAAAAUGGAUUUGGCCAACCACGGACUUAUUCUGCUGCAGCAACUAAAUGCUCAGAGGGAGUUUGGUUUCCUGUGUGACUGCACAGUUGCCAUUGGUGAUGUCUACUUCAAGGCACACAAAUCGGUCCUUGCUUCUUUCUCCAACUACUUCAAGAUGUUGUUUGUUCAUCAAACCAGUGAAUGUGUACGUUUGAAAGCAACUGACAUACAGCCAGAUAUCUUCAGUUAUCUCUUGCAUUUGAUGUACACUGGGAAGAUGGCACCACAACUCAUUGACCCAGUUCGACUAGAACAGGGAAUAAAGUUUCUGCAUGCAUAUCCACUAAUUCAAGAGGCCAGCCUUGCAAGUCAGGGAACUUUUUCUCACCCAGAUCAAGUUUUUCCAUUAGCAUCUUCAUUAUAUGGCAUUCAGAUUGCAGAUCACCAGAUAAGACAUCCCACUAAGGUUACAUCAGCGACUGACAAACUCGGGCGAGAACCAAGGCCACAGACAUCACGGAUGAACCAAGAGCAGGUUUCUGAAGGCUCGCAGCUCUCGCAGUUAGCUACAACUCUGCCACAAGUGACCCGGACGAAUAUAUCCACUUCCGACCCAUUGCCAUCUUCUUUAUCUCCAGAAUUGGUAUCUGCUGCUGGUAACAACUCACCUGCAGGAGAAGAGGCCAAUAUGGAAGCAUCUUCUUCAGAUGAACAGCCUGCCUCACUCACAAUAGCACAUGUCAAGCCAAGCAUCAUGAAAAGGAACGGAAGCUUCCCAAAAUACUAUGCCUGCCACCUCUGCGGUCGCCGGUUCAAUUUGCGAAGUAGUUUGCGUGAGCACCUGCAGAUCCACACAGGAGUUCCCUUCACAUCUAGCCAGCAGGGAGAAAGUAAUAUUUCUUUGUCUCUGUGUAACAACACAGCUGAUAAAGAUGCCGUGGAAGUGCCUGAAGCAGGGAUGAUUAGUGACAGCGAGCUACAGCAGAUCUCAGACUCCCCAAUAAUUGACGGGCAGCAGCAGUCGGAGACACCGCCCCCCUCUGAUAUUGCAGACAUAGACAACUUGGAGCAGGCAGAUCAAGAGAGGGAAGUAAAAAGACGGAAAUACGAAUGUUCCAUCUGUGGUCGCAAAUUUAUUCAGAAAAGCCACUGGAGGGAGCACAUGUACAUACACACGGGGAAGCCCUUCAAGUGCAGCACUUGUGACAAAAGCUUUUGUAGGGCUAACCAGGCUGCCAGACACGUGUGCCUAAACCAGAGCAUGGACACGUACACGAUGGUGGACAAACAGACUCUGGAACUCUGUACAUUUGAGGAAGGCAGUCAAAUGGACAACAUGCUAGUACAGACCAACAAGCCCUACAAAUGUAACUUGUGUGACAAAACGUUUUCAACUCCCAAUGAAGUAGUUAAACAUUCGUGCCAAAAUCAAAACUCUGUCUUUACACUAGAAGAAGAUCGCUCCAUUCUGCUAGGUGGUGGGGACACAGAAGCCACAGAGACUGAUAAUGCAGUGUUAGCCUCCAUCAAAAAGGAGCAGGAAGCAGUGUUGUUAGACUGAAUGUGAAACCUAUAUGAAUUUUUUAAAGUUUCUUUACUCAUUUUUUAUUAAAUCAAUUUUUUCCUCCCCUCACCUCUUACCUCACUCCUGCCAUCUUUUCCACCAGCCUCCUUCCCACCCUUUGUCUUCAGCAACCAGAACUGUACUGGCACAUUAGGAAAUUGGACUUUGCCUCUCCCACCAAAACAAACAAAAAGCUCUUGCAUCAAACCACAACAUAAUUGAUUUUAAUACAAAGGAACAUGUGAAAAAAUAAUCCAGCUAACUUUGUUGAUAGUAUUAGUUAAUCCAAAUUUAAUAGAUUUUAAACAAAAUUUAGAUUGCUUAAAAGUGUAUUUAGAUACAAUGAUGAGUGUAAUAAGAAACAGUAUCAGUUUGGUAAGCAAAGGAAAUAUAUAUAUAUAUGUAUGUGUGUGUAUAUAUAUAUAUAUUAGUUUCCCUGGUAAAAGGCAUUUUGAGAAGAUCUGGCAAAUUAAACACCAUGCUUUUUGCAAGUCCACAUGCAAAUUAAGAUUAUAACUUAAAACCAUCAGAACUUUUCUCAAUGAAUGCAAAAAUCUGUUCAUUGAGUUAAAAAGAGCUGAGGGUGUUGGGUUUCUUUUAGCCUUAUGUUUUGCUUCAAGUAUGCCUUUGGGUAUCUGUUUCAGAGAGCAUCACUGAGUCAAGAAAAGUAGUUACUUAGUCAAAUGUUGACUUAAGUAGCUGUAAUAAUAAUGUGAUGGCAAUCUUUAUAUAUAUAUAUAUAAAAUGCUGUAUAUGUAUAAAGAUUUUUAUAUAUAUAUAUGUGUAUAUAUAUAUAUAAAGUGUUUGUGUGUCUGUUUGGUACAGGUAAAUAAAUGCACACAUCCUUUUUAAGUAACUGGCUGUCUACUCAGAUUCAGCCCUGAAAGUCUUUUAGUUGUUUGACAAACCUAAUCAUUGCACAGGUUAUUUUUAAUGAAAUUGAAAACGUCCUGAGCUGUGUGCAUUUUUAUUGGCCUGUUGAAGAGAAGCUAUAGGUAAGUGUUGUCACCCAAGCUACAAAGGGAACUAGAGAAGUGACAUACUGGUGAGCACUGUACCAUCAUUAGUGCAGCACGUGCAUUUGUUCUUAGCUAUAGGUUUGAGUCAUUCUGGAUGAAAGAAGAGAGAAAAGCUUUCUUGCCUUACUCGGGCAAAGAAUGUCCAUGAUUUCAUUUGGUCUAAUGGCAUGAGUUAAGAGGAAGAAAAAGUGGUGCAGAGACAUCCUAGCAACAGGGGAUGACAGGUGUUUUGAAGUAAAUCCGUAGUGCUGGCUGGCACAUUCUGCUCUGUGAGAGUCCUGUUAUUUUCAAAGCCAAGACAAAGUCUGCAAAAACUGAAAGGCUGAAUUCUGUAGUUCUAGUUACUGCUGAUGGUAGCACUGCAUCUUUGUGUUAAAAAUCAAGUUGCUGAUUCUUACUAUUUUAUAUAGAUGCCCAGAUAUUUUGCUGGUAGCCUAAAAACCUAAACUGACAGCAGCAAUGAAGCCCACCGAGCAAUUACUGGGCCAACAGAAGGCAUAAGCAGACAGAAUAAGUGCCCCAUAGUAGAUGGAGACAGUGUGUGUUUUGGGGGGAGGGGCGGGAGAGGGCGAGUCACAAACCACAGCUCUUCUCUGUGUAUACGUUUAAACGGAAUAUCAUCUUUUUGUGUAUAGUUAAGUUCUCAGAUUUGUAAGUUUUUAUACAUCAUUUCAUUGAAUAAAAACUGAAUUAAAUGGGAUAUGAUUUAUUGAGUUGAAGGCGAAAGGCUGUUGGUUUUCAAUCCUCCUGAAAGAGCUUUACUGAAUUGGUUUAAAAGCCAAGCGAUGUAUUCUGUUUAUCAGACUAAAAGCUCCAUCAUAAAUAUGAACAAAUAGCUUUCUAAAGCUUAAAUCGGUGGAUUUAGCGCAAAAAGUCACUACAUAUUCAUUUUUUCUAGCCUAUUAUGGAAUAAUGAUUGUAAAGUUUAUUGUAAGUGCCAUUGAGUUUAUCAUGUCUCUUGUAUUAGAGUAACAGAUUUUAAAUCAAUUGAUUUUACUUGAAAGUAUGAAAGUGUUUUAAGGUUAAAAAAAUAACAUCUUAUAGAAUUACUUUAGUGUUGCCCAUUUUAAAACUUUUUUAGGAUCUUCCAUCUACCAAUAUGAUUUCUUUAAAUAUGUUUUUUAUUUCAUCUCACUUAGUUUGGAAUGCUCUCAGUGUAGGAAAACAAAAUAAUAAAUAUUUCUUAAUUCAGGGUAAGGUUGGCUUUUGAGGUAGCUGUGGUUUAGGGGAUAGUCACAAGUUCAGGUCCAAAAUUACUACAGCUGCUAAAGGUGCUGCCACCUCAGCUAUUAGUUACUGCUUAGUCAGAUACUCUUUUUUUUUUUUUUUCAGAGCUCCAGCUCUGCUCCAGUGCAGUACCAACAGUUUAGCUCAACUCCCCAGGUGGCUGGUUGUUAUCAGAAGGGCACACAUGGCCACAUCAUUUUUUGUGCGACAUUCAGCAGCCCUGGGUCCCGACCUUACUCCUGUUCUCAGCUCUCUUUCUGCACUGUUUGGAGAACAUGAUGUUUGCUCAGUUAAAUGUUGAAUGGGCUCAAGUGAACUGAUUCCACUGAAAAACAACCAGUCUUAAAAAAUGCCAUUUUUCUGUCAAAUCUGCUCCCUGUUUUAUCUCUGCAGAGGGUUUUGGCUGACUCGCAGGUUGUGCAAGGGCAGAAAUGAGCAGGGAGGAGGCUUACUGAAGCCAGUGUUGCUGCAAGGCAACAUCACAGGGUGGAGAGGGUGCAAAGCAAUGUCUCCCACUUGGGCAGGUCCUUCGUCUGGUGGGCAGUGUGGCCUCACAAGCUGGUGUACUGCCAGAAAGAAGGGGCAGUGGAGGGCAGGGAACAAGCAGCUGGGGAAGAACUUGGUUAUGACAGCAUUGCUGGCUGCAAGAAUGUGAAAUUGCAGGCUCAGCAGAGAUACUUUCACCUGUUAAUAUUUAUUCUUAAGAAAUAACAUUGUCAGGUAAAGAGAAAAAAAAUCACAAUAAAGAGAUUAUUUUUAUA
Molecule: messenger RNA, 7664 nt
Organism: Falco peregrinus (peregrine falcon)
Lineage: Eukaryota; Metazoa; Chordata; Aves; Falconiformes; Falconidae
Gene: ZBTB2
Product: zinc finger and BTB domain containing 2
Exons: 3
Coding region: 3119-4654 (511 amino acids)
Biological process (GO): regulation of transcription by RNA polymerase II
Cellular component (GO): nucleus
Molecular function (GO): protein binding; RNA polymerase II cis-regulatory region sequence-specific DNA binding; DNA-binding transcription factor activity, RNA polymerase II-specific
Source: RefSeq, a predicted model, not a curated record